CUCCAGUCUGCCUCUGCCGUCGCAGGCACCUCGUCGUCCCUACAUAAAGCCGCUGCUCCGCUGUCUUUCGCCAUGCGUCUGCCCCAGAUCCUCCUCGCGCUCCCGCUCCUGCCGUUCGCCGCACCGCCGCCCUCUGCCACCGACAUGAAGCUGCCCUCGCUCGCUCGCAGUGCCGUUGCGGCCGCCCUGCCGUACCUCACCGAGCGCGCCUGCCUGUCCUGCUCGUCGCCGUGCAGCCAGGAUGCGUGCCAGACCAACACGCCCGGCGGCCUGCUGCUGCUCACUACCUUCUGGGACUACUCGCCGGCCACGGGCCCCGACGACUCCUUCACAAUGCAUGGCCUCUGGCCCGACACCUGCAGCGGCGGCUACGACAGCGACUGCGACUCGUCUCGCAACGUGGCCGACAUUGCCGGUGCACUGCAGAGCGCCGGCGCCACCGACACGCUCGAUUUCAUGAACCAGUACUGGCUCGACGUCAACGGCGACAACAACCAAUUCUGGUCGCACGAGUGGAACAAGCACGGCACGUGUGUCUCGACGCUGGCGCCGAAGUGCUACGGCUCCAGCUACAGCACCAAUGAGGACCUCGCGGACUACUUCACCACCGCCGUCGACCUCUUCAAGGGCCUCAAUCUGUACAAGGCCUUCACUGCCAAGGGCAUCUACCCAUCGUCGAGCAAGACCUACACCAAGUCACAGCUGCAGUCUGCCGCAAAGGCAGCCUUUGGCUACACGCCCGCCUUCCGCUGCCGCUCAGGCAAGCUCACCGAAGCCUGGCACUUCCAUGAAACGACUGGGCGCAGCACCUCUGCCGAUGCCUUCACGCGCGUGGCGCCGAUCUCGGGCACUGACAAUUGUCCUUCGUCGGGCAUCUCGUGGGUGCCCAAGUCGUAG
Molecule: messenger RNA, 897 nt
Organism: Tilletiopsis washingtonensis
Lineage: Eukaryota; Fungi; Basidiomycota; Exobasidiomycetes; Entylomatales
Product: ribonuclease T2
Exons: 7
Coding region: 73-897 (274 amino acids)
Biological process (GO): RNA catabolic process
Cellular component (GO): extracellular region
Molecular function (GO): ribonuclease T2 activity; RNA binding
Source: RefSeq, a predicted model, not a curated record